CCAAAUAGGUAUCUAGCUAACAUUUUGUGUAAUCGCUUUUGAAUUCUGUGAGAGGCUAAAAUGAUGCAUAUAGCAAGCAAUGCGGCCACCAAGGUGGCAUCAGUUGUGCAUCACAUUGAGGAGGAGAUUAUAGGGCUCUUCACCAUGACUGAUGAGAAGAUCACGGAUCAUAUUUAUGACACCCAUGCUCACGGUGAAGAGACCUUCGAUGAUGAUUCUCUUUUCAUCAUCGUCGAAAACAUCCUCAAACCUGCAACCCAAAUUGUUGACAAAAUUGUGCAGGGCAGCCAAGUACACGUGGAGACCUUCAACGAGAAGACCCCUAAACCCAACUUCAGUGUUCCCUUGUGCACCCUUAAGCAGAUUGGCUGCGAGCUGUCAUGCAAGACUCCUAGUGAGGAUGUUGCACACAAAACAACUCUGUCAAUACUUUAAAAGCUAUCAACCUAUCAAUGGGAAGCCAAAGCGGUGCUCACUCUGGCUGCUUUUGCCUUGGAAUAUGGCGAUUUCUGGUUCCUUGCUCAGAAUCAACACUCGGACCAGCUUGCCAAGUCUUUGGGAAUCCUGAAGAGAGUGCCUGUCCUGACUAAGCCUGUCGUGCUUCAGAAACGCAGGCAACCAAUUCUUGAACUAAACAAUCUCAUCAAGGCCACACUUCAGGUUAUGGAAAUCAUCGACCAGUUCGACAAGCUCUCGAUUUAUGAUCCAAAAGAGAUACCUGGGCUGUCUGUAGCACUAGACCAUAUCCCAGUUGACGUCUACUGGUCAAUUGUAGCGGUGGUUGCUUGCUCAACUAAGCUCACUCUUCUCACUAGUGAUGAAGACCAUCCAUAUGAUUUGGCACCCUAUUCACAGAAGAUUCACUACAUACUCAACAAACUUAAGAUCCAGCUUGUUGUUUGCAGAAGACAAGUAGAGGAAAGAGAGACUUACUUGAGGCUCAAGAAAAUUUUUCAGACCCCAACUGAAGUGAUGGAAAUCUUCAAGGCCCUGACAUUUACCAGGGCUAAGCCGCAGCCCCUUAUUGAUGGUUCAACUAACAAACAGGUUAGCAUUGAAGUGCUGAGGAAGAAGAACAUAUUUUUGUUCAUCUCGACUCUCGAAAUCACAGAGGAAGAUAUUUCAGAUCUCAAACCAGUUUAUGAAGGAACAAAGAAAGAUGAUAAUUACAAGAUUGUUUGGAUCCCCGUGGUCGAGAGCUGGACCCUUGAACUUCAAAAGAAAUUUGAGAUCCUGAGGUCUAAAAUGCCAUGGUUCACAGUCCAAUCCCUAUCAGCCACAGUAGGCAUCAAGUUCAUUAAGGAAGAGUGGAAUUUCAAGGGAAAGCCUUCACUGGUUGUGAUGAACCAUCAAGGAAGGAUCGAAAACACCAAUGCCCUCCACCUUGUCAAGCUCUGGGGAACUAAGGCCUUUCCUUUCAAUAAGGCUGCUGAGGAAGCCAUAUCCAAAAAAAGGACUUGGUUUCAAACUGUAGUGGUCAAAAUUGACACUACCAUUUCAGAUAAAAUGAUCAGAGCACAUCCUAAUGGUGAAAAUUACAUUUUCUUCUAUGGUGGUAAAGACAACGAGUGGGUGAAAAAUUUUGCAAUCAAAGCAACUGCCUUUGCAAACGAUCCCAUCUUCAAGGAAGCAAAGACUGGCAUCGAGCUGUUCUGUGUUGGAAAGAGUCCCAAAGGAGGAGAAGACCAUGGAAUUCUUGGUCGGUUCUGGGAUGGUAUAGAGAGCUUGUUCUUCACCAAAGCUCAUAAGCAGGUUGACCCUGUUACACAAGAAAUCCAGAAGCUGCUUUCCUACAAGAACGAAAACGGUUGGGCUCUGCUUACAAAAGGUCCUCAUGUUGUGACUGCUGGUCAUGGAUUCACAAUGCUGAGGAUUGUGGAGGAGUUUGAGAAAUGGAAGGAGGUUAUUCGCGUGAAGGGGUUCGAAAUCGCUUUCAGAGAGUACCAUGAAAAGCUUAUCCAAUCCGUUCGCCAUUGCUGUCGCCUUGACAUCCCGAGUGUGAUUGGAAAAGUACCAGAGAGAAUGCAAUGCCCUGAGUGUCCAAGAACCAUGGAGUCCUUCAUCAGUUACAAGUGCUGCCACAUUGAUGGUCCAAUUGCAUAUCACUAACGAAACUUGGCUCUCUCUCUUUUCAAUUAGUAUCCAAUAUCUAUCAGAGACUGUUUCUAAUUUAUGGAUUUUGGUGCUUAAUUAUUAUGCUAUAGUAUUGGUGUGUACUAAAUAAAGGGCAUGAUUUACAUGUUUCUAUGGAAAUCUGAAGCCUCCAAAACAAAUAUGUAUUGGAAGAGUCAGCCUAUGUGCUGUCCUAAAUAAAAUUAGUAAAUAAAUGACAUCUUUCCAUUAUGAUGGAAGUUUGAUGCCUCUCUACUAGUGAUUGUACUGUGUGUACCAUUUUUCCAGCAAAUAAAGAAUGAAUUAGCGUCC
This is a messenger RNA of Ziziphus jujuba (common jujube), 2424 nucleotides long. RefSeq names its product protein SIEVE ELEMENT OCCLUSION B-like. Bases 664 to 2109 code for a protein of 481 amino acids. Lineage: Eukaryota; Viridiplantae; Streptophyta; Magnoliopsida; Rosales; Rhamnaceae. The transcript is spliced from 7 exons. The record is from RefSeq and is a predicted model, not a curated record. Gene Ontology annotation, biological process: phloem development.